This is a messenger RNA of Drosophila miranda, 378 nucleotides long. RefSeq lists its product as uncharacterized. The record is from RefSeq and is a predicted model, not a curated record. NCBI's taxonomy places the organism in Eukaryota, Metazoa, Arthropoda, Insecta, Diptera, Drosophilidae. The transcript has 2 exons. Bases 1 to 378 code for a protein of 125 amino acids.
AUGGGCAUCGGAACCAAGCUCUGGCCGACUGUGGGAACAGUGGUUUUCCUAAUCGGAAGCGUGGCAGUCGGCGAGAUUCUCAAGUGUUACCAGUGCAACGAGGCUGAUCAGACGUGCGGCGGCCCGCAAAAGCCCCUCGGACACAUUGGAGAGGAAACCAGUGUAUCAAUGCGGGGAUGUGCCCAGCAACUGAGCACCACAAACGUCUUCGUCAACAAGUCGUGGGAGGAGAAAUCCGUCGUGGAGGAGCCGUACGAAGAGGGCUGCUUCGAGGAGAAGGUGAACUUCAGGAACACCGUUCUCCUCUGCCACUGCCGCAACGACACCUGCGCAACGCAUCGAGCAGUCCCGCACUUGACGGCCGAAUGCUGCCGCUGA